Messenger RNA from Lactuca virosa, 924 nucleotides. The record is from the annotation of a GenBank genome assembly. NCBI's taxonomy places the organism in Eukaryota, Viridiplantae, Streptophyta, Magnoliopsida, Asterales, Asteraceae.
AUGCCACUGACGUUGUCCACUGUUGGUGGUGUUGUACUGAUUGAGAUCACCGUCAGCUGUGGUGUUUGCAUGGAGGUACUUUGUGUCAUUACGGCGGUGGAGGAAAUUGGCCCUUCAGCAGUCGGCCUCCAUAUUUCAUUUGUUGGAGCGGUGGUUAUCGUCGAGCCACCUUGUUGUGAUGCUUCACCGGUGACUGGUGUGAGAACUGGGGCGAUAACUGGUUCCAGCUACAUCAUAAGUUUGUUAAGCUUUUGUUCUCCCACCAUUUGGUAUAACGGUGGUGUUUAUGAGAAGACUGGUAUGCCACUGACGUUGUCCACUGUUGGUGGUGUUGUACUGAUUGAGAUCACCGUCAGCUGUGGUGUUUGCAUGGAGGUACUUUGUGUCAUUACGGCGGCGGAGGAAAUUGGCCCUUCAGCAGUCGGCCUCCAUAUUUCAUUUGUUGGAGCGGUGGUUAUCGUCGAGCCACCUUGUUGUGAUGCUUCACCGGUGACUGGUGUGAGAACUGGGGCGAUAACUGGUUCCAGCUACAUCAUAAGUUUGUUAAGCUUUUGUUCUCCCACCAUUUGGUAUAACGGUGGUGUUUAUGAGAAGACUGGUAUGCCACUGACGUUGUCCACUGUUGGUGGUGUUGUACUGAUUGAGAUCACCGUCAGCUGUGGUGUUUGCAUGGAGGUACUUUGUGUCAUUACGGCGGCGGAGGAAAUUGGCCCUUCAGCAGUCGGCCUCCAUAUUUCAUUUGUUGGAGCGGUGGUUAUCGUCGAGCCACCUUGUUGUGAUGCUUCACCGGUGACUGGUGUGAGAACUGGGGCGAUAACUGGUUCCAGCUACAUCAUAAGUUUGUUAAGCUUGUCCGUGUCGCACCAGUUCCACUUGAAGGGUUUUGAGCAUUCUAACACUCCUAAGGUGUACAUGCAACCCUAG